Messenger RNA from Durusdinium trenchii, 1024 nucleotides. The record is from the annotation of a GenBank genome assembly. NCBI's taxonomy places the organism in Eukaryota, Dinophyceae, Suessiales, Symbiodiniaceae.
AUAAAGACUACAGACCUCACUGCCAUUUUGGAAGUGGAGUCUUGGCCCAGCCAUGGCAGAGACGGAUAGCGAGGAGGAAGAGGUGGAGGAACCAGACUUCAUUCCGCCACCUCCUUCAGUUGUCGCUCGCACUCAGAGGCAGAGCGUCUCUGCUGAGGCCUUUGGGGAAUGGAACCAGCGGGUCAUUUUUGAACCGCCAGUGUACCCGAAGACGCCAGAUCAGACGCAGGGGCUGCUAGAGGUGACAUCUCGUUCCUUUCUUUUUACCUCUUUGGAGGAGAAAGACUUGCGCGUGGUGAUCGCGGCCAUGAAGGGCCCGCUCCUGUUAGAGCCAGGAAUGCGGGUGAUCCAGGAAGGAGAUACUGGAGAUGCUCUUUAUGUUGUGACGGAGGGGCAGAUGGAUUGCAUCAAGGUCAUUGACGGGGCUGAACUCGUAGUGAAGACCUGCACCAAGGGAGAUCUUUUUGGUGAGCUGGCCUUGCUCUACAACUGUCCGCGGGCUGCGAGUGUGCAGUGUCGCGAGGCAUCUGUGCUUUGGGAGUUGGAUCGAGCAACCUUCAAUAAUAUCGUCAUGGAAGGAGUGCAGCGAAAACGAAAUCAGUGUUUGUCUGUACUGUCUUCUGUGCCCCUUUUCCAGGAGAUUUCCCGCACAGAGUUGGAGAACAUCAUCGACGCUCUCAAGAUGGAGAGAAGGCCCCAUGGAGAUGUCAUCAUCAAACAAGGAGAGCUUGGAGAUCACUUUUACAUUGUUUACGAGGGGCAGGUGAUGGCUUCAAAGGUCACGCAAGACUCCACAGAUCCGGUGAUGAUGAUCCACGAGGCGGGGGAUUACUUCGGCGAGCUCGCUCUAAUCCUGGACGCCCCGCGUGCAGCCAGUGUGGUGGCCAGUAGCGAGCCUGAGGUUUGCUUGCUGUCCAUGGACCGCGCUACUUUCAAGCGCAUCACUGGUGAACAUCGUGCAUUGCAUGGCUACCUUGAAGCCAAUACAAACCGUUAUGAAUGAAAUUGAUAGCUGGAAACCCAA